GGCCCCCCUUUCCCGGUGCCAAGCGGAGCUGUUUGGGCUGGCUGCCGAGGACGUCUACCUAGUGCAUGACGAACUGGACAAGCCUCUGGGGAAACUGGCUCCGAAGCUGGGGGGCAGUGCCAGGGGCCACAACGGAGUCCGUUCCUGCAUCAGCUGCCUCAACUCCAGUGCAAUGCCAAGGCUACGGGUGGGCAUCGGGCGCCCAGUCAGUCCCGAGGCGGUCCAGAGCCACGUGCUGGGCUGCUUCUGCCCCGCCGAGCUGGAACAGCUGCCUCUGCUGCUGGACCAGGCCACUGACCUGCUCCUGGACCACAUCCGCGAGCGGAGCCAGGGGCUCCUGUCAAACCCCUGA
Carlito syrichta (Philippine tarsier) is the source of this 352-nucleotide messenger RNA. RefSeq names its product peptidyl-tRNA hydrolase 1 homolog (gene PTRH1). Gene Ontology annotation, molecular function: peptidyl-tRNA hydrolase activity. The record is from RefSeq and is a predicted model, not a curated record. The transcript is spliced from 3 exons. NCBI's taxonomy places the organism in Eukaryota, Metazoa, Chordata, Mammalia, Primates, Tarsiidae. The annotation marks the transcript as partial.